Messenger RNA from Musa acuminata subsp. malaccensis (wild Malaysian banana), 1878 nucleotides. RefSeq lists its product as uncharacterized. Gene Ontology annotation, molecular function: protein binding. Lineage: Eukaryota; Viridiplantae; Streptophyta; Magnoliopsida; Zingiberales; Musaceae. The record is from RefSeq and is a predicted model, not a curated record.
UUGCCAGCGAGGAGGGUGAGGGCUCGAAGCUUGGUUUGAAAGGCAGAGAGAGAGAGAGAGAGAGAGAGGUGGUGGCGUUGUUUUCCUCUAUUUCUUCGACUUGAGGUGCCAUUUGAGGCUUCCGAGCUCAGACGAGGGAAAGGUGAGGCCUUUAGUGGGUUUUGGCGGUGUUUGAGUCGCCUAGAGUUUGGGGGAGGAAAGUUGAUGCGCUGGGGAUAAUGGCGACCUCGUCUUCUCUGGCCGAGGAGAAGACGCGCUGGUGGCUGAGCAACAGGAAGCUCGUCCGCAAGUACCUCCGGGACGCCCGCUCUCUCGUCGCGACGCGGGAGCUGCCCAAGGUCUCCACCGCCGUGGGCCUCCUCGACGCCGCCCUCGUGGUCUCCCCGCUCCACGAGGCCGCGCUAGAGCUCAAGGCCCGCUCCCUCCUCUUCCUCCGCCGCUUCCGGGAGGUGGCGGACAUGCUCCAAGAUUACAUCCCGAGCUGCAAGAUGGCCGCCGCCGCCGCCGACAACGACUCCUCCACUUCCCUCGGCUCCGCCGUCUCCGCCCCCCUCAACCGUGAGCUGCUCUCUCCGGGCGGCGAGGGGUCCGGCGGCGGCCUCUUCUUUCGCUGCUUCUCCGUCUCGGAUCUCAAGCGCAAGUUUUUGGCGGGCCUUUCGAAGAGCUCCGGCGACGAAGGCCAUUGGAGGUACCUCGUCCUCGGCCACGCUUGUUGCCGACUCGGGCUGCUGGAGGACGCCAUGGUGCUCCUCCAGGCCGGCCGCCGCCUCGCUGCCGCCGCCUCCCGACGCCGGUCCGUCUGUUGGUCGGACGACAGCUUCGUCUCCUCCACCGCCUCUACCGGAGGGAACGGCGCUGCUCCGAUGCCUACCGAGUUGGAAUCCGCCUCCCAGCUCCUUUCGCACAUCAAGCUCCUUCUCCGCCGGACCACCGCCGCCGUGGCCGCGCUGGACGCCGGCGUCCCGGCGGAAGCCAGCCGUCUGUUCUCCAAGGUCCUCGACGGCCGGCGGGGCGUCCCCGCCGCGUUCGCCGCUGGCUGUUUCGUCGGCCGCGCCUCUGCCCACCGCGCUGCCGGCCGCCUCGCCGAGGCCAUAGCCGACUGCAACCGCGCGCUCGCCGUCGAGCCCUUCUGCGUCCCGGCCCUUCGCGCCCGGGCCGACCUCCUCGAGGCCGUCGGCGCGCUCCCCGACAGCCUCAGCGACCUCGACCACCUGAAGCUUCUCUACGACUCCAUCCUCCGCGACGGCAAGCUUCCCGGCCCACCGUGGCGUCCCCACCACGGCGUCCGGUACCGCGACAUCCCCGUCGAGCACCGGGCGCUCGCCGCGCGAAUUCAGCAGCUGCGGUGCCAAGUCGCGGCCGCGGGGGGCUGCAUCGACGUGGACUACCACGCUUUGAUCGGAGUCCGUCACGGCUGCACGAGGUCGGAGUUGGAGCGUGCGUACUUGCUUCUGUCGUUGAGACAUAAGCCGGAGAAGGCGACGGCGUUCGUGGCCCGGUUGGAGUUCGCGGAUGAUCACCGGGAUCCGGACGGCGUGAGGGAUCAGGCGAAGAUGUCGGCCAUGGUAUUAUACCGGAUGCUGCAGAAAGGGUACUCGAGGAUUAAGGCGACGGUGAUGAACGAGGAGAAGGUGGCUGUGGCAGUGGCGGCUGCAGCUCAAGUUGCAGCAUCAAUUCCCACGGUGGCGGGUGGUGGGUCAGAGGUGCCAAAUAAGGCGGCCGUGGCUGCGGCGGGGGUGUUCCAAAGGCGGUUUUGCCGCGACACGGCGGAGGCGGGAAGCAUGCAUUGCCAUGGAGCAAUUCCGGUGAAGUGAGUCGAUGAAGAGUAGAAGUUGAUUUGUACAGUGUUUUGGAACUUAGAGAGCAAAUUUUGAACGA